AUGAGGCUGAGACAGGAGCAGCAGCAGCAGAGAGCCCUGGGAGGCGGAGACCACGUGGCUGAUGCAUCAGCGGCCGAUGCACCGACGACUGGGAUGCGGCGACCGGGAGGACGAGGCAGCAGCAGCAGCGAUCCCUUGGAGGUGGAGACCAGACUGAGACAGCAGCUUCAGCAGCAGCAAGCACUAGGAGGCGUAGACCAGAUGGCUGAGGCAGCAGCAGCAGCAGCACCGUCGACAGGGAGGAGGAAACAAGGAGGUGGAGGCAGCAGCAGCAGCGAGGCCUGGGAGGUGGAGACCAGGUGGCUGAGGCAGCAGCAGCAGAAGCUCCGACGACUGAGAGGCAGUGACCAGGAGGUGGAGGCAGUAGCAGCAGCAGCAGCAGCAGCCCUGGGAGGCGGAGACCAGGUGGCUGAGGCAGCAGCAGCAGAUGCCACGACGACUGGGAUACGAGGAAGCACCGACGACUGGGAUGCGGCGACCGGGGUGCUGAGGCAGCAGCAGCAGCAGCGAGCCCUGCGAGGCGGAAACCGGGAGGCGGAGGCAGCAGCAGCAGUAGCAGCAAGCCCUGGGAGGCGGAGACAAGGUGGUAGAGACAGCAGCAGCAGAAGCACCGACUUCUGGGAUGGGGCCACUGCGAGGCCAAGGCAACAGCAUCAGCAGCAGCUAGCACUGGGAGGUGGGGACCAGGUGGCUGAGGAAGCAGCAGCAGAUGCACCGACGACUGGGGUGCGGCGACCAGGAGGCCGAGGCAGCAGCAGCAGCAGCUGCAAGGUGCCCUGGGAGGCAGAGACCAGGUGGAGGCCGAGGCAGCAUCAGAAGCAGCGAGCACUAGGAAGCUGCGACCAGGCCGCAGAGGCAGCAGCAGAGAAGCACCGACGGCUAGGAUACGGCGACCUGGAGGCCGAGGCGGCAGCAGCAGCAACAGUGAGACCUGGGAGGCGGAGACCAGGAGGCGGAGGCAGCAACAGCAGCAUCAGCGAGCCCUGGGAGGCGGAGACCGUGUUGCCGAGGCAGCAGCAGCAGAAGCACCACCUUCUGGGAUGCGGGGACCAGGAUGCUGAGGCAGUAGCAUUGAGGCAGCAGCAGGAGCAGGAGAGUGCCCUGGAAGGUGGAGACCAGGUGGCUGAGGCAGCAGUAGCAGAAGCUGCGACUUCUGGGAUGCGGCGACUGGGAGGCCGAGGCAGCAGCAGCAGCAGCAGCAGCGAGCCCUGUAUGGCGGAGUCCAGGUGGCUGAGACAGCAGCAACAGGUGCACGGACGAAUGGGAUGCGGCUACCGGGAGGUCGAGGCAGCAGCAGCAGCAGCAGCGAGCACUAGACGACGGAGAUCAGGUGGCUGA
Molecule: messenger RNA, 1338 nt
Organism: Schistocerca serialis cubense
Lineage: Eukaryota; Metazoa; Arthropoda; Insecta; Orthoptera; Acrididae
Product: spidroin-2-like
Exons: 5
Coding region: 1-1338 (445 amino acids)
Source: RefSeq, a predicted model, not a curated record